GUUUUUAAUUUUCCCGACUGUUGCGGGUCACAUGAAAAUAGAAAAGAAAUCACUUUGUCAUUAUGGGUGUUUUAAAAAAAUCAGGCAGGCAAGACUGUUCAUAUUUGUAGGAUGUAUCGUAAAAACUGAAAACAUGUUUGAAAAAACUAAUAAGUGUUUUGAAAAAUAAAAAGAGAAAGGGAACACAGAAACAGUUUUAGGACAGAUCCAAUGCAUGCGUCGUAUGGAUGUAGUGUUGAAAAGAGGGAAAGAGGGGGCUGGGGGGCACCCGUCGCCGAGAUAGAGAGAGUAGCGCAUGCAGUCGCAGUGAUUCCAUAAAACGCGGCGUUUCCGAUACGAGCUUCUGCGGACUCUUUCAGCAUUCACGCUUUUUUCUCUAUCUUUGUCUUUUCUUCUGCUUUUUUUGGGUCUGGACGCAACUCAUUCAAACUUGUCUCUAGGCUCUUAACCGAUAUUGCCUCCUAGCAAAUCGGUUUUGUUUCGGGGAAUGCGCGGCUGGGUUUUGGGCGGGGGAGCUCGUGAUCCUUGAAUUGAGAGGUUGGUAUUGGGUCGUGGGGUUGAGAUCCACUGUUUCAGCUGUGAAACGGUGGAAAAUGAUGCGUUUACUGUUGGGCGUUUCCUUUUUUGGGAAUAAAAUUGGUUUGCUUUUGGUGGCAUUUCUUUUUUUUUUUUUUUCUUUUUCAUUUGAGGUACCUGGAAAGGGCUUUAGAAAUGUUUGUUAUGAGAAUAGAAUAGAAGCCUCCUCGUCUAUGAAGGCAUUCAAAUCAUGGAGGUGGCUGUUUAGAAAAAGAAAUGCCGUCUUUGAUGGGGGUGUGCAGGGAAAACCAGGAUUUAAUAAGAUGAAACAACUUCCUUUUAUGGGAAUUGUAUGUAUUGUAAUGCUGGUCAUUGUAUACAGAACCACAAAUUAUCAGUAUCAACAAACAGAGAUGGAAACAAAAUUUCAACCCUUUGGCACAGUAGAGGGCCUAGCAUCUAUGACUUUGGUUAAUUUACCACGUGGUAUAAUUCAAGCUCGUUCAGAUUUGGAGUUAAGGCCUCUAUGGUCAACAAGUAGUUCAAGGUCAAAGGUUGAUGAUUCCAGCGAGCAUAAUUUGCUGGCAAUUCCAGUUGGUAUUAAGCAGAAGUAUAAUGUUGAUGCCAUUGUUGAAAAGUUUCUUCCAGAGAAUUUUACAAUCAUUCUAUUCCAUUAUGACGGAAAUGUGGAUGGGUGGUGGGAUCUUGAUUGGAGUAGCAAGGCCAUACACAUAGUUGCUCAGAACCAAACAAAAUGGUGGUUUGCAAAACGCUUUCUACAUCCAGAUGUUGUAUCCAUUUAUGAUCACAUCUUCCUUUGGGAUGAAGAUUUGGGAGUUGAAAAUUUUCACCCAAGAAGAUACUUGGACAUCAUGAAAUCAGAAGGACUAGAGAUUUCUCAACCAGCUUUAGACCCAAAUUCUACAGAUAUACAUCACAGGAUCACCAUCCGGAAAAGAAUGAAGAAGGUUCAUAGAAGAGUCUGGGACCUUAGAGGUAGUGUGAAGUGUUCAAAUAUUAGUGAAGGACCACCAUGCACUGGUUUUGUAGAAGGAAUGGCUCCUGUAUUUUCAAGAUCUGCCUGGCGUUGUACUUGGCAUCUCAUACAGAAUGAUCUUGUGCAUGGAUGGGGAAUGGAUAUGAAACUUGGGUAUUGUGCACAGGGGGACCGGUCAAAAAAGGUGGGAGUCAUUGAUAGUGAAUUCAUUGUUCAUCAGGGCAUACAAACUCUGGGUGGUGGCAGUCCCUCUGCAAAAAAGGUUUCAAAAGAUACGUUUCUUGACGAAACAGUGAAGAGACAAGGUGCUCCUGCUGUUGAUACACGAUCUGAGAUUAGAAGGCAGUCAACAUGGGAGCUUCAUGUCUUCCGAGACCGGUGGGAUAAAGCUGUAAAAGAGGAUAGGAAGUGGGUUGAUCCAUUUAAGAAAAUCCAAAGACGCCGCAUCCAAAAACGCAAAAGCCAUCAAUUCUGAGCUGAACCUCACCAAGCUACUCAGAAUUCUGAGUUGGCCUUCAUACAGCUGCAGUUAGUCUCACCUAUACUUUGUAACACUGUAGGAUCCAUUGAAUCCUCAUAAUUAGUUCAUUAUUUGAAAUCAUUAUAGGUUUUGUAUUUGGUCACUCAUGUAUCUAGUUGUUGUAACUGUUUUUGAUCCUGUAUUUUCUUCAUGCCUUCAAUAUAAAGGAUGGUUAUCCACAAUGUUGAUUAUAGUGGGAAACAAAGAACUAAGAAUUAUUUUACUGUA
Vitis vinifera (wine grape) is the source of this 2261-nucleotide messenger RNA. RefSeq lists its product as uncharacterized. The coding region runs from base 594 to 1988 and encodes 464 amino acids. The transcript is spliced from 16 exons. Lineage: Eukaryota; Viridiplantae; Streptophyta; Magnoliopsida; Vitales; Vitaceae. The record is from RefSeq and is a predicted model, not a curated record.